AUGGAGACAAUGACGGAGUUCUCUGACUCUGGGAGCUUGGCCUCCCAUGAGGAAACGCUUUCCACGAAGCUUGCAGCCAAAAUCAGAGCCGAUCUUGGUGCAGAAACCAUCAGUGUCCAAAGCGCAGAAAGGCUGCAGCUCACGCUUGCUGAGAAGUUCAAGGACUUUGCGAUCCACAUCGCACAGGACACCGCUGGCCAGUUUGGACGGGAUACCAUGUACUACGUGUAUGGACACAGGCGGAUUGCGUGGUCCCUUCUUCAUACGUUGCGGGAGAACAAUGAAGAAGAGCCGGACGACAGUCGCUUCAACUUAUACAAAGAUCCUGAUCUUGACCAAGAGAAAUACUCUCGGACCGAACACUGGGCGCAAGAAAUGGCCAGUAUGGAUGCGACCACAUUCCAAACAUCAUCAGCUGCGGACGACCUACCUCAUGAUGCGGAAGAAUUGGGCAAAGAGCAGGCGGACAAUUCUCAAACACCGGCACACGAGUGCUAUGCCAAGGUUCUCAACAGCUCAGAAGCAUACAAGUGGUUACUGGCAAAUCUGAGGCGAGACAUAUCACUGCGACAGACUGAACCUGACCUUCAAGGUCAAAUCAGGCGACAACUCAUCGAUUCGCUGCCCCGACAAAGGGUCAGUCGGCGCCAUAACCCCCCGGAGUACGACGUGCAGAUCGAAUUGGAGUGGGAUGCACUCGACUUCUUUGAGAGGCAACGGUACAAGCAAUCACCUCACCAGGUUGCUGGUCAAGCGAUCGUCGUUAUUGGCUCAGACCAGGACGCCCAAGCCACGACCUGUGAAAAGUAUCUGAUGCAGACAUGGCCAUCCACCGGAGAAUAUACCAUGCAGUGCUUCGUUGAGUGCCUCCGCAGCAACGUGUCUCGGGUAGCCUUCGUCAAGGUCCCAGGUUCUUCCCUCGAACUGCGAAUCAAAGAUCGCAAAGUGGUCGGCGAGAUACACGGAACUAAGGCUUUCGUGAGUGAAAUCAGUGAGCAACUGGCUUGGCUUGGCGCAGCAUUGCAAGAUAACCCAAAGUCAUCAGAGUCUCUCUGCCACUCGGAGCCGAUUGUCCAGACGCCAAAGCCAACUUCUGAAGCAAGGAACCUGCCACACGACGUCUCUUACAGCUUUCGGGUCAACUACCUGUUCAGAGACUUUGAUCCGGACACCAAGCGCAGCUAUGGUCAAUGUUGGCAUGGUCUCUUUCGCAACGCAGUUGUGGUGCGCGGCUAUCCGAUCCCCGAGCGUUUAGAAGACGACAGGCCUGGAUUUGGACUUGAAAUCACAUUGCCGAUGAUGGCUAGCCUGACAAAAGCACAGUUCUUGAAUUCGUUCCAUAAGACGCCCAUGAUCAAAGGCUUUAGUACUCUGUUAUAUCCGACACGGCAGAAACACGCUUCCACGACCUGGCAUCUCAUCUACAACGUCGACGCGAGAUAUAUGUCGUUUGCGAGGGGAUUGUCGUGUUUUGCGCCUUCCUUGGAUCUGAUGCGGCUUGUUCAACCUGGCCACCGCCAUUUUCUCGGGUGGUGCAGAGACGCACGGCUCUUCGCAGGGGCUUUUGACGCAGAAUACUCGGUUGAGUUCUCAUUGCUUCCGGAAGCCCAUGAGGAUUGCCUUCUCUAUGAAACAGCCGUGGUGCACGGCAGAUUCCUUGAAGUAGAAUCACUCCAGACUGGUGCCAAAGACACCCCGGCCUGGGUCAGCCGCCUCGGCGAAGACGAACAUCGACGACGCUUGCAGUGGCUGCAAAGUCAAAAAGUGGUCUUCUGGGAUGAGCAAGACAAAAGAGGCUGGCUUGUCGACGGCGUCAGUGCUUUACUGCACCUCCUCCGCGCCUGGAUCGAACAUGAGAGAGCCAGCGACUUUGGUUCAUACUUUCUCCUGGAGCCCGGAUGUUUCAUCGAGGCCAAAAUUCCCUAUUUGGCAAAGUCCGCCGUCGAUCUUCUCAUGCAUAAGAAGAAUUUAGAGCUGCCACUCUAUCAAAACGAGAAGAGUACCUUCCAGGACCAGGUCGACCGUUUCUGCAACAUCAUAGAGCAAAUGAUCGCGUACCACGAGGCAAACAGCCAUCAAUGCACCCCGGCCCCCACAGAGCGCACCAACGAGCGAGCACGCCGAUUCUUGGAAGGUUGGGAUUUCUCCGAGUUCGUGGAAGGCAACGAUCCUCUAGUGCCCCGCGUUGCGACGCUUCCCAUGGAAGGGAGGCAUUGGAUGGAUUUCCAACAAAGUACAAGUGGAGUAGUCUUCCUGGGAAGAGGCUUUGGAGACCUGAUCCAGCAUCGAGAACCACCUCAAAACCUGGGCUUCGGUGAGAUGGUGAGUUCAUGCCGUUGGGCCCAAGUCCCGCGGCACUCUUACUAUCUUACGGCUCUGGUCCGUGACAUCCAAGGUCUGGUUCAAGUGCUUGAUGUAAAAGCGGGGACAUACACGACUCACGUCGGAUCGAUGCUUGUUUGGCACAAUCCCAGCAGGAAGGUUUUUGAACCUUGCCACUGUUCAGACCCCAGAUCAAGUGACACUUGCGCGAACCAUCCAGAGCAUGAUGAUUACGUUCAAGUCUUGCUGCCAAGAGGUAUCUCGGAGGAUUUCCCGCUCACUGAACUCAUAAAAAAACCUUCAGGCCACAAUGGAGCUAUCAUUAUCGGACACAGCCGAACUUUCAGCUGGAUUUUCGAAGACUUCGGGAAUCCCAAACGAGGGGAUCCGCACACGGCGGGAGAGUCCCCGUACGUCCGCGCCCCUCGGUCUGACAGCGGGUACUCAUCUCUGGCCGAGGCCUCCAGCAGCGAAAGGGCGAUCGAGCCAGAGAUUGGCAUUGUUUGUGCCUUACCAAAGGAACUCAAGGCCGUCUGGACACUCCUCGAUUGCUUUUACGAGCAAGGCAAUGCCUCGAACAGGAUCGUCCUAGGCCAUCUGGGGGGUUUCAGUGUUGCCAUGGCUGUUCUGCCAUUUGGAGACUAUGGCACCAACGUAGCUGCAUUUGCUGCUGGGCGUCUAGCACAAAGCUUUCCCGACUUGCGAUUCACACUGCUCGUCGGAAUCGGUGGCGGUAUCCCUUCAAGCCACACCGAUAUCCGUCUUGGGGACGUCGCGGUUGGUCUAUCACCGAACCCCAACUACGACGGAGUCGUCCAGUAUCGUGCAGGCAAGAUCCGGAACGGCGUCUUCGAGAUCAAACGUCAGUCUUUACGGCCGCCUCCGAUUGAUGUGAAGAAGGUAGUCGGUAUAAUGGUGUCUCACCCGACUCCCCCGGCCCAACCGCUUCUCCCGCACAUAAAUCAGAUCGUGGAGAAAUACUGUGAAUACAGAAGUCCAGGAAACGAGAAAGAUAUCUUGUUUGAGGCCAAUUACGAUCCGACGAACAAUUGCGAUACUUCUCCUCAGAACUGUCGUUGUCCACAAGUGCAGGAUAGGCCCCCACGGUCGUCGCCAGGGCCAAAAAUCCAUUACGGGACGAUAGCAUCUGGAGACCUGGUGAUCAAGGACGCUUCGGACCGGGAUGCACUUGCAAGCCAGUACAAUGCGAUCUGCAUAGAGAUGGAGGCGGCCGGAAUCGCGACGGAGAUGGACUGCUUGGUGAUCAGAGGAAUCUGCGACUAUGCCGACGGCCACAAGUCCGAUGUCUGGCAGGAGUACGCGGCAGCCACGGCGGCGGCCUACGCCAAGUAUCUACUUACGCAGAUGAGAGGGGCCACUUCGGCGCGAAGGGGGAAGCGUGCUCGAUCUGUUGAGGCUCUAUCUCCAGGGCCGCCACGAUCGAGACGUAAUCGAGAGCGUGAGCCUGCAGGUGUUGGCUCUAAGUAGACUGUUCAAGGUGCCUCUCUUUUCUUUUCACUGGACUCGGUAUGUGCAGUGAACCACAUUCAUCUGCACAUUGGCUUGCGUUGACGCAAUUUGUUGCAAUUUCGUGCGAUGGUGUAUCGAU
This is a messenger RNA of Microdochium trichocladiopsis, 3931 nucleotides long. RefSeq lists its product as uncharacterized. Gene Ontology annotation, molecular function: catalytic activity. Gene Ontology annotation, biological process: nucleoside metabolic process. The coding region runs from base 1 to 3810 and encodes 1269 amino acids. The transcript is spliced from 4 exons. The record is from RefSeq and is a predicted model, not a curated record. NCBI's taxonomy places the organism in Eukaryota, Fungi, Ascomycota, Sordariomycetes, Xylariales, Microdochiaceae.